AUGGCACUGUCAUGCAUCUUUGAAACACCUGUAUCAGGUUUUAACUUUGACAAUUCUGCAAGAAAUGCCGGAUUGGAGAAUGUACUUGGAGAUGGGAAGGUUAAGACCCCGAGACCUCUUAAAACGGGCACCACCAUAGCUGGAGUUGUGUAUAAGGAUGGAGUUGUCCUCGGAGCAGACACUAGAGCCACAUCAAGUGAGGUGGUCGCUGACAAGAUGUGCGCCAAGAUCCAUUACAUCGCUCCAAAUAUAUAUUGUUGUGGUGCAGGAACAGCAGCGGACACAGAGAAGACCACAGACCUGCUCUCGUCCAACCUCACCAUCUUCUCCAUGAACAGUGGCAGGAACCCCCGCCUCUCCAUGGCAGUUAACAUCCUACAGGACAUGCUCUUCAGGUAUAGGGGACAGAUUGGGGCUCAUCUCAUCCUGGGUGGGGUUGACUGCACAGGCAACCAUCUCUACACAGUUGGACCAUAUGGGGACAUGGACAAAGUGCCUUAUUUGGCCAUGGGGUCUGGAGACCUGGCUGCUAUGGGGAUACUGGAGGACAGGUUCAAACCCAAUAUGGAGAUUGAGGAUGCCAAGACAUUGGUGCGCGAUGCCAUCCAUGCCGGCAUUAUGAGCGACCUCGGCUCUGGCAACAACAUAGACAUCUGUGUCAUCACCCGAGAUGGCGUGGACUACAUAAGACCCUACCAAGAAUCUGAAUUUCAAGAGAAGAGGCAAAGGAAAUACAAGUACAGGCCAGGCACAACUCCUGUGCUCACAGAGAAGGUGAUUCACCUUGAAGUAGAGCUGGUGGAGGAGACCGUACAGAAGAUGGAAACAGCCUAACAAUCAACCGUCUCUAAUGCCCAUUGACAGUACUAAUGCCCAAGCUCACCAUAUAUGUGUAUUAGAUAGAUACUGUAUGUCAUUACUCAUUAGCAACUUCAUCUAUUUUUAAAUAGCCCAUUUUAUUGCAAAUAGAUGGGUGCUUUGUUUCAAUUAUCCACACUAAACUAAAAUCUUUCGGAUGAAAUGGCAUACUGCAUAUUAAUGGCCCCUUUGGGAAACUUAAUUAUUUGACUUCUACUACAAAUAUCAAAGGCCUACAGAACAAUUCAAAAUGUCCAAUACGGUAACCUUUUUUAAAAUAAAAACUUUUUUGUCAUUAAAACUGUUAAAAUGUGAAUAUUAA
Engraulis encrasicolus (European anchovy) is the source of this 1180-nucleotide messenger RNA. RefSeq names its product proteasome subunit beta type-7-like. The record is from RefSeq and is a predicted model, not a curated record. NCBI's taxonomy places the organism in Eukaryota, Metazoa, Chordata, Actinopteri, Clupeiformes, Engraulidae. The transcript has 8 exons. Gene Ontology annotation, cellular component: proteasome core complex. The coding region runs from base 1 to 834 and encodes 277 amino acids. Gene Ontology annotation, molecular function: threonine-type endopeptidase activity.